UAAUAAAAUAGUAGUACCUAAAACAACUGCGCCUUGCUCUGAGGGAUAGCGGCGCUGUUUGUCUGGUGCAGAGCCGCUGGGACAUGGAGGCUCAGUUUGAUGUACUGCUGAAUCGCAGCAUUCCAGAGAAGAGAAGUAUUGCUGCACAGCAUGCAGCCAAAAGUCAUAUUUCUCCAUCGCACACUGGCCGUCAUGGAUUGAAUGCAAGUGCACAGAAGCAGCAGAUCAUUGUACCCUCUUGCAGUACUGGUAGCUUCAAGGCAUCCGAUAGUUCCAGUACCGUCAAGAAAAAUCUUGCACCCAUUGCUGUUGUGCUCUCGAAAGACCAGCGAGUAUCUACCAAAUCAAAACUUUUACUCUCACCACCACUCCUUUUUCUCUCCAAUGGCAAAAAUAAGAAAGGAAACACCAGCAGCAAUGCAAAAAGCAAGACACAACAUGCACAAAGACCACCAAAUCUGUAUGCUAAAACGACAACCACACAUUUUGGUAAGAAAGAAGCUCGAAGAGGUGACAGAGACAGCAGUGUUGAAGCUGAAGACAGCUUGGGCACUCUGUUGAGUAAGCAUUUUGAGACAGACACUAGUGAAGAUAACGUUCGUUCUCCAAACUCUGUGAUUGCAAAUAGACGGAUUUUACAUGAGAAAGCACGUAUACGUCACAUUUGCAGUGUGUGCAAUAGAGAGUGCCCCAGCAAGCACAAACUAAGAAGACACCUAUCUACCCAUACCGAGGACAGGCCAUUCGCAUGUGAAGCUUGUGGAAAAUCCUUCAAAUGGAUAGGAUACUUACAAAAGCAUGUCAGGCAACAACAUUCCAACUGCAUUGAUUUGUCUCCAACUAGCCCAUUGAUGACGCCAUCUUCUGCACAGUCUCAUGUGACCCCCGAUACACCAAUAUUCUCUGCUUCCCCCUCCCCCCCUCAUAUCUUUAUUCACCAAAAGCGUCAUAAAAAACGCAAAUCAAAAACAAAACAAAGUAAAUCUUCUCGGAACAGAUUGUUUAGUGAAGCGUUGAUAGCAAGUUGCUCUAGUUACCCUCGACAUCGGAAAAAGACUAAAUCUUUAUCAGUGGAAGUUACAAGCUCAGUGUUGUAUGAGUCUGAGUCUUCACAACACAGUAAGAAGAAUGGAACAGUAGACUCACUUAUUGUCUCAAUUCCAAGAUUUCCUAAGGCCAGCAGUGUUGGGGUUGAUAUGGAGAGUGAAGAAUCGCCACUAGAAAAGGAUGCAAUUGAUUUAACAAUGGACACCAUCAACGUAUCCUCUAGAAUAGGGCAAAAUGAACUGGCUCCAAAUUUUUCGAAUGCAGUGAAUGCAAUAAUGGCUGAACCAGUACCUUCGAAUUUCAUUCAAGGGAACAGAACUGCAAGCAUGAAUUCAUCUUCUGGAAUGGGUGCAGGAUUUAGUAAAGAUUAUCUGUACAGUUUCCCCUUAAACUCCACAUCCAACAACAACUCCGAUUCACUUUUGGUUCAAGACUACGGCCACAGUCAGUUACUAAACCCAGGCACUCAGAAUUCCUACUCUCCUGGACUGUUGCAGCAGCCUAAUUUAUCCACUCAAUCUGAAUCUACUCCAAUUGACAUGUCCACUUCUGUUCAACCAAAGGUCUCAAUGGAUUAUUCUUUGCAGCAGGAGGCUCAAUCCAACACAGAUUCUGCUCAAAGCCGACUUUCCCUUUCCAAUUCCUCCAUGCAACCUCCUGACCUAAUUGCAAUGUCAUCUCAAUUCGAUCAGAUCGGCUCAGAUCUGCAAUUUGAACAGCAGCUAAACGACAUGAUGGAUUUCAACUAUUCCGAUCCGCUACAAAAUCAAUACUCAAUGUACAACAAUCAAGUUUUCGAUGGUGAUGCCUUACCGGUAUUGGAUGACAUCGGAAUGCCUGGAUUAGAUUACAUACCAUCGUCUGGACUAGGUGCUCUUGAUAAUUUCAUGGCAUCACCGUCAUAUUUAGACAUGCAGCAAGCUCGACAUCUUUUGUACGAGAACUCUCAACAAAUGCAACGAAUUUUAAGGAGCUAUCAAUCCCUCCAAAACACGUUACUGCGGGUGACGGCAGGAAAUAUCUUAUCAUCUGGAUCUAGUUUCAAUGGACUUUUAGACGACCAGGGAUUGGUAAACAAUCCACUCCAGCAGCCUAAUCUGAAUUCUGUGCCGAUAAACCAACAAAAUCAACAACUGCUCAUGAAUAACAUUCAGCAGCAAACUCUUGUUGAUCAAGUGCCUCAAUCAGGUAGUCAGAUAACUAAAUUACAAAGUAACAUGAAUCAACCUCAAGUUCAAAUGCAGGAUUAUUUAUCUCAACCUCCAAUAAAUCGAUCUUCCAAUCAAAUAAUCCAGGAUCAGGCCAAUCAACUACCAAAUCAGCAACAGCUUCAACUAAAUCAAUCGCAAGAAACAGAUAGUACUGCGCCAUUGCUGCAGAAUCUAAUUUCCCAUUCUCACACCAAUCAAAUGCAGCCACAAAACGUAAUAACACACCAUUCUACACAGCAAAAAGAUGACUUGCUUCAAGAGCUACAGAGUAUGACGACAACAACAAGCCAAUCACCCAUCAAAACAACAGCAAUGGACAUUUUCGAUAACCCCACUUGCGAACCAGAUGACCUAUUAACUCCUAUCAUCAGAGAAGAUUAUCAAGAAAUAGACUAUUCCCCGUCACAAACCACUUGUGAACUAGAUGACCUAUUAACUCCUACCAUCAGAGAAGAAAUAGACUAUUCCCCAUCGUCAGUUGAGAUAUUUGCUCGAUUAGACAAUGAUUCCAAUUUCGAUGUUGGUAUACAGUGUGAGCUAGGUCCGGAAACACUUGUAGCUCUUAUCGAAGAAGAAGCGCAAGAAGAAUACUUGGAACCAAAUGCGGAUCCUCCAUCUACUUUGUCGUCAAAUGUUCUGGCCAAUUUACUUGUGAAUGGCCCAUCUACUUUGCUUGCAAAAAGUUCACCAAGUUUACUUCCAAAAAGUUCGGCUCUUCCCGUUGCAAGUGCCCCCCCUGUCUUACUUUCAAGAGUACCGCCUACCUUACAAACAAUUUCUACAACUGACAUGCUUGCAACUUUGCAAACUCUCCCUGUUAUGAGUUCUGGCGCUAAGAAACCCACCAUUUUUCUAACCAAUGCACAAAUUUUAAGCAGUCCAGUAUUCACACGAUCCACAGGAACUGAGACUUCGAAAGUCGAUCGUAUGGUUAACAAAUAUCGCUGUGAAAUAGAGGGCUGUACGAAAGCGUAUCUACACCGGAAAGACCUCACCCGACAUAUGAAGAUUCGACACGGUGCGUAUGUGCAACCGAAAAUGCUGAAACCAAUUGCUGUGGAAACAGCGGAGAAACCAUAUAUAUGCCCUAUAGUGUCUUGUGGACGAUCAUAUCAUCACAUGAGGGAUUUACGCCGACAUCAGCGAAACUGUCACAGUGAGAACUCUAAAACAGAAGAUAGUAAUGGUAUCAGAUUGGAUCAUACGAAAGAGUACAGCUUGUACGGUAAAAUUCAGCUUCGUUUUCCUUGCGACUUUCCUGGGUGCGUUCGUUCCUAUGUGCAUAAGAAAGAUCUGAUUCGUCACAAGAGACUGUACCAUAAGGACUUGUCCUGUAAACCGAGUGUUCCUAUUCGCCUACCUUAUUCUGACACAGAUUUACGACAAAUGAAAAAAACACGACAAAAUACUAUCGGUUCUUCUUGCAACUCUUUUUCGAGUACUAGCACUGAUACCACUGGUGUUCUGAGUCCAGAUGUCCUUAUGUCUACUCUCAAUAGCGACGUUUUUCUUAGUCUCGGUGUAGUACCACCUCUGAUCGAACAGAGCGGGGACACACACGAUUUUACUGGGAACUCAAACACUGCACAACUUCUAACACUCAUUCAGAAUCUGACAUCAUCGAAUGCUCAGCAAGUUGAAGAAGUGCCCUACCCUAAGCUAUCGGCACCUAUUACUGUACCAAAUGUGACUGGCUGUUUUCUCAACGAGCCAAUAUCCUCAAGCAAGCCCCAAGGGGGUUCUUCCUGUGAAACACUGAAGUAUGUGUUGUCGAAGCCCAAUAAAGCUUCCACCACCCAAUCAGAGAUUGUGCAGGCUCAAAAAGCAAAUGAAACGUUUUUCGAAUCGCCAACCAGUGACAUCAGUUCUAUUCUUGACUUCUCUGCAAAAGAUCUUGUGGACUCUUUGAAGCCACAAACACUGAAAGUAGGAGAAACUAAACGAUCACCCGACACCUUAGCUAACCUUGCAGUAGAAGCUCUUUCUAGGUCUGCAAGUGAGCUCUCCUGUAUGCUGGUGACGACCGUCCCCAGUCCUACUCCCUCCAGUGCUAGCCUCAUUACAACUCCCGAAUUCAGCAUGCAAUCAAUGCCGACUAUUGAAAAUAUGAUUGAUCCCGAAUUUGAAAUUACAACCCCAGAAUCCAGCAUGCAAUCAUCAAUGCCAAAUAUGAUUGACCCCGAAUUUGAUGCUUUAUCAAGCCCGUUUGAACGAUUUUCACCCGCGGCCGAUGUCCAGCUCGACGAUGGGAAAACAUUGGUAGAUCUAGAUGCAGUACUGGAAAUUGGACUGGCAAACAAAGCAUUUGCUGAACUUUCCAAGAACUUGCCCUCAACUGAUUCAGAGUGUUCUAUUCUCAUUGCCUAA
Messenger RNA from Halichondria panicea, 4625 nucleotides. RefSeq lists its product as uncharacterized. Gene Ontology annotation, biological process: regulation of transcription by RNA polymerase II. NCBI's taxonomy places the organism in Eukaryota, Metazoa, Porifera, Demospongiae, Suberitida, Halichondriidae. Gene Ontology annotation, molecular function: chromatin insulator sequence binding. The transcript has 5 exons. The record is from RefSeq and is a predicted model, not a curated record. Gene Ontology annotation, cellular component: chromosome. The coding region runs from base 84 to 4625 and encodes 1513 amino acids.